GUAUGAAUUUCAUAUAGUGUUCGCAGGUUACAAUAAAUCAGACAAUUUUUCAAUUAAACUUGAAUUAAGAUUGGAAUUGUAGUGUAGUGCGCAAGGACCACUAAUCGUCGGACACGGAAUCGAGAACUAUUUAAUGGAUCCGACUAUCGGUUGGUAUCAACCGGAGCAGUUCGGCCCUGCUAAGGACUUGUGGUUACACAUUUGGGAAGCUGAGAAAGGUCUGGAUAUCUUAACGCUGAAGAACGACUCGUCCUCGAAUGUGAUGGGUGUGAAGCUUCAGCAGGACUUCAUAUCCUUGGAUCAGAUGAAUUCUCGUACCAGUGGUGAUCGCAUACAGCAUAAUACUUGCAACAGCUAUUAUAAUCCGUCGCGUAGGAAAGGUGAUAAUCGUGCUAGCACCUACGGCAUGAACUACAAUUACGAUGCCUUAGUCGGUGAAUACGGCGGCUGCCCGUGGCGAGCACCGAAUAAACAUUAUUCGAAGGGAGUCAUCGGAUUACAUGAAGAGAUUGAAGAUUUUUUUGCUUACAUGUGCCCUUCUAACGAAGAGCACCAUUUGAGAAUGCACGUUGUCAAAAGGAUAGAACAAGUAAUAUAUGAUCUCUGGCCAAAUUCUAAGGUUGAAAUAUUUGGCAGCUUCCGUACUGGUUUAUAUUUACCUACAAGUGAUAUAGAUUUAGUAGUAAUAGGAAUGUGGACAAAUCUUCCGUUGCGUACUUUGGAGCGUGCUUUGUUGGAUCAAAAUAUUGCCGAGCCAUCCUCGAUUAAAGUUCUGGAUAAAGCUAGCGUUCCGAUCGUUAAGUUGACUGAUAAAGAGACCGAGAUUAAAGUAGACAUCAGUUUUAAUAUGAACAAUGGUGUUAAGUCCGCUGAGUUGAUUAAUUCAUUUAAGAAGCGAUUUCCAGUAUUGGAAAAACUAGUUAUGGUGUUAAAGCAAUUCUUGUUACAAAGAGACCUGAACGAAGUGUUUACCGGUGGGAUCUCUUCAUAUAGUUUAAUACUUAUGACUAUCAGUUUUUUACAGUUACAUCCCAGGCAAAAUGCUUAUACCUCUGACGCUAAUCUCGGAGUGCUAUUAAUAGAGUUUUUGGAAUUAUAUGGUAGGAAAUUUAAUUAUGUUAAGACAGGGAUUCGUGUAAAAGAUGGCGGUACUUAUAUAUCGAAAGAAGAGGUUCAAAGAGAUAUGAUAGAUGGCCAUCGACCUUCCUUAUUAUGCAUAGAAGAUCCACUUACGCCGGGGAAUGAUAUCGGUCGUAGUAGUUACGGUGCUUUGUACGUAAAAGAUGCAUUUGAUUGGGCUUAUUACGUCCUUUCGCAAGCAGUUAGUCCUUUAAAUAUUUUAGUUAAUGACGCGAGUAAAACAAGUAUACUAGGAAGAAUAAUUCGCGUAACGGAUGAAGUAAUAGAAUACCGCAAGUGGAUCAAAGAAACAUUCCCAGUACCUUUGAACGAGGUAGAUUCGUUGUCAAGUUCUACUGGAUCCGAUGCUUCAACGUUGUCCGCUCCAGCCAGUGACACGGAUUCCGAAUGCAGUCGUGGAAAUUCUCCUAACACUAGUGGGAAAGGGGAAGACAGGAAUAAAGAAAGGAACAUAUAUAAUAACCAACACACUCACCAUCAUUCGCAAUGGAAAAAACCAUUUAAAGGAACUGGCCAUGGUAAUCAUCAUCAUAGUUCCAGAGGAAAUUAUCAUCAUCGGGGGAUAAACAAUAACAUAGGCGGACAGAGUAAAGCAAAACACUCCCUUCAUCCUAAUGGGAACAACAAUAAUAGCCACAGUCCGAGUUCAAGGUCGCAGACCGUGAAACGAAAAAAACAGUGCAUCACACCUCGCGGCACCGGGGAUUGUGUACGGUGAUGAAACGUGCAAAAUAACGUUGGACCUUGUUUCACGUUUAAGUAGAGAGCUCAAUAUCAUAACCGCGUGUGGGUGAAAAGACAUUGACGAAGGCUUUCAUCGCGCAACUAAAUUAUCCUUCCUACAUGUAGCGUCGGAGCUCGAUUGUCUGUAAUCAGAUGGAGUUGCCAAACUGUUUCUCCUUUUAUUCCUACGUGGACAAAAGAGCGGCUUCUGGUAUAGUUAAGUUCACUUCUCUGGAUACAUUUUCCUUCUCUUUUCUUUAUCUGUACGAAAGCGUUUACGUACCAAAGGCGUACAGAACUGUAACAUAGAUUCAUUUAGCUUUAUUCUUUAUUUUUUUCUUUUUACAUUACUGCACAUUUUACAGAAAGAGAUGUGUAAUAUUUUAUUAAGUAUUUUGUUUAUAAAGUUAACAAACUGACAGCAAUCAUUGAAUAGCAAUUGUGUUCAUAAUCAUGGUAAACUCUCAUUGUAAUACAUUUAUAUAUAUAAUACGAAUGAUAUACAGAAUGAUUAUUUACAGUGCAGUUUUCUUAAAGAAUUUCACGAAGAUGUAAAACGCAAGCUCUAAUAACGAUAAAGACUUAGUUUUCUAUAUGGAACUAUAUUCUUAUAACAAACAAACAAAAAUGGGGUAACAGAAAAAUUGGUGAUAUUGGGACUUACUUGUUGUAAAUACUGUAAUAUAUAUACAUACAUAUAUAUACAUAUAUAUAUAUAUUAUCGAACGAUAUAGAAGAAUAAGGCUAAGAGUUACCUACUAAAUUUCUUUUUAUCUUGUACGUAUCGAACAUAGCGUUUACUAUUAUGAUUUUAUCAUUUGAGGGAGUCAUGGAUUGGUCCAUGUGAUCACGCGAAUAAUUGUCUAAUUAACUUUCUCUUUUCCCCCUUGUAAUAUGUAAGUCUCCAGUACUGUUGUGAAAAUAUUUUGGUAUACCUUUCGGAUUUUAAUAAAGUUAUAUAUAAGUUCGUGUGCUGAUGAUCAACCAAUUUUGAAUAAAAAAAGAACAAAAAAUA
This is a messenger RNA of Ceratina calcarata, 2878 nucleotides long. Its product is annotated as non-canonical poly(A) RNA polymerase PAPD5. Gene Ontology annotation, molecular function: mRNA binding; poly(A) RNA polymerase activity. Gene Ontology annotation, biological process: polyadenylation-dependent ncRNA catabolic process; RNA 3'-end processing. The transcript is spliced from 8 exons. Gene Ontology annotation, cellular component: TRAMP complex; nucleolus. NCBI's taxonomy places the organism in Eukaryota, Metazoa, Arthropoda, Insecta, Hymenoptera, Apidae. The record is from RefSeq and is a predicted model, not a curated record. Bases 134 to 1858 code for a protein of 574 amino acids.